Messenger RNA from Enhydra lutris kenyoni (northern sea otter), 2269 nucleotides. RefSeq names its product H2.0 like homeobox. Bases 482 to 1933 code for a protein of 483 amino acids. Lineage: Eukaryota; Metazoa; Chordata; Mammalia; Carnivora; Mustelidae. The transcript has 4 exons. The record is from RefSeq and is a predicted model, not a curated record. Gene Ontology annotation, biological process: regulation of DNA-templated transcription. Gene Ontology annotation, molecular function: DNA-binding transcription factor activity, RNA polymerase II-specific; sequence-specific DNA binding.
AGAGAGGAGUUUUUUUUUUUUUUUUUUUCCUUUUUUUUCUUUUUUUUUUUUUUUUUAAACUAACGGAUUAUUAUUGUUGUUGUUUUAAAUUUAGCUCUUAGGGCUUAGCUGUUUGGGUUUUCUUUCGGUGCCGGCCCCUGUCUCCCCGGCUUCCCCGGCGUGUGCGGAGCCGCGGCCCCCGCCGCCCAGCCGCUCCAGCGCCCCUCGCUCGCCUCCAGCCCGCGGGGAGCGCGGGCGCCGCGCUGCCUUUAAAGUGAGACCAGGGGCCGCGGCUGUGACCGGCCGGGAUCCGGGCCUCGCCUCUUCCCUCGGCGCUAGGGCUCCCUGGCCUGUGUUCGGUGCGGACAGAGAAGCGAAAGCGGAUCGUCCCCGGCUGGACCGCCGCUGGCCCCGGGACUCAGCGCUCUCCCUCCGCGCACCCACCCACCCACUCGGCCGGGCCCGGCCCGGCCGCGGCGGCAGCUCGGCGCACCCAGCCAGAAUGUUCGCCGCCGGGCUGGCUCCCUUCUACGCCUCCAACUUCAGCCUCUGGUCGGCCGCCUACUGCUCCUCGGCCGGCCCGGGCGGCUGCGCCUUCCCCUUGGACCCCGCCGCGGUCAAGAAACCCUCCUUCUGCAUCGCAGACAUCCUGCACGCCGGCGUGGGGGAGCCAGGGGCGGCCGCGGAGGGUCUGGCGGGGGCCUCGGCCGCCGCCCUCACCGCGCAUUUGGGCUCGGCUCACCCGCACGCCUCUUUCCAAGCGGCCGCCAGAUCCCCGCUUCGACCCACCCCCGUGGUGGCGCCCUCCGAAGUCCCGGCUGGCUUCCCGCAGCGGCUGUCUCCGCUCUCAGCCGCCUACCACCACCAUCACCCGCAGCAACAGCAGCAGCAACAGCCGCCUCAGCAGCAGCAGCCUCCGCCUCCACCCCGGGCUGGCGCCUUGCAGCCACCGGUCUCCGGGGCGCGGGUGGCUCCAAACCCCCCGCACAGCGGCUCGGCCCCGGCCCCCUCUAGUAAGGACCUCAAAUUUGGAAUUGAUCGCAUUUUGUCUGCAGAAUUUGACCCCAAAGUCAAGGAAGGCAACACGCUGAGAGACCUCACCUCCCUGCUAACCAGCGGGCGGCCCGCAGGGGUGCACCUCCCCGGCCUGCAGCCCUCCGCCGGGCAGUUCUUCGCGUCUCUAGAUCCCAUUAACGAGGCUUCUGCCAUCCUGAGUCCCUUAAGCUCGAACCCGAGGAAUUCAGUUCAGCAUCAGUUUCAAGACACGUUUCCAGGUCCCUACGCCGUGCUUACGAAGGACACCAUGCCGCAGACCUACAAAAGGAAGCGCUCCUGGUCGCGGGCGGUCUUCUCCAACCUGCAGAGGAAAGGCCUGGAGAAGAGGUUUGAGAUCCAGAAGUACGUGACGAAACCCGACCGAAAGCAACUGGCCGCGAUGCUAGGCCUCACGGACGCCCAGGUGAAGGUGUGGUUCCAGAACCGGCGAAUGAAGUGGCGGCACUCCAAGGAGGCCCAGGCCCAGAAGGACAAGGACAAAGAGGCGGGCGAGAAGCCGUCGGGCGGAGGAGCGGCUGCGGACGGCGAGCAGGAGGAGCGGAGCCUCAGCCGCUCGGAGGGCGAGGCCGAGAGCGAGAGCAGCGACUCCGAGUCUCUGGACAUGGCCCCCAGCGACACGGAGCGGACUGACGGGGCCGAGCGGUCUCUGCACCAGACCACGGUCAUCAAGGCCUCGGCAGCGGGCGCCCUCCUCCCGGCCAGCGGCUGUGGGAGCGCGGGAAGCGGCGGCGGCAGUGGCGGCUUCAGCUUCGCCAGCCUCGGCGGCGGCGGCGGCGGCGGCGGUGGCGCGGGGAGCGGGGGCGGCGGCGCCUCGGAGCUGCUGCCGGCGCCCCAGCCCACCCUCAGCGGCGCUCCGCAGAGCCCCGAGCCCUCCCAGGCACCGCUGGGCGGCCCGUAGACUGCACGAGGCAGGGCCCCGGGGCCCGCGUGCCGCCCCCAGCCUCCCAGGGUGGGCUGGAUUUUGCGCCUGCUUUGUGUUGGCGGUGGGGCUGGGACCGGAGACGCCGCAGCGGAGCUACCUUGCCCAAGGUCCCAGCUGCCCAUCGCUGUCGCGCUGGUGCCCAGAGCCCAGGGGGCCCCGCCCGAGGACCCGGCGCCGGCCAAAACUUCUCCCCGGCAGCGAGCAGUUCAUACUGUGAAGUGUCGGACGAAACAGCUUCUCCCCGCACUCCGGGGGGUUGUGGCGCAAAGACGAGCUGCACUUAGGACGCCAUGAACUUGUAAAUAAAAUGUU